UGUUCUGCCAGUAUGACUGUUUCAUCUUUUAUCGGAAGGAAUAUCUCAGCUGUGGCAUCAGUUACUUUGAUUGCAUGUUGUUGCUUCACUAGAUGUUUAAUUUUCUUUGCCUUUCCUCAAUUCUUAUGCGGCAGCAAAGAUCACCCGCAGGUAGCAUUAGUUAACCAAACUAGUUUGAACAGGUCAUUGACUAUUACCAUAGAUUUUCAAAUUUGGGUUUUCCAAAUUUCAGUUCUUAGUCAAACACGCAGGGAGACAGUUGGUGGGAAUAUAGUUCGAAGUGAAUUUAAAGGCUUUUAUUCUUGCAGCGACUUCUGAUUGGAAAUGUGGCAAUUGUUUGUUGUUGGUUUGCUUUCUUUAAGCAUAGCUUUACGCAUAAGUCACGCUGCUAUUGUUGAGGAUUCAAAACAUUUUCAACAAUUUAAGCUAGUUUAUAAUAAACACUACGCAUCGGAUGCCGAAGAGCGUAAACGUGAGCGUAUAUUUCUGAAGCAUUUCGCAUUUAUCGAGGAACAUAAUCAGAACUUUACGAAGGGACUAACUAGCUUUGAGUUGGGAAUAAAUGAGUAUGCCGAUGUCAGCGAGGAGGAGUUCGCGAGCACUAUGAGUGGCAGCGAUGAGAUUUAUGAUUAUCCAAGCGUAUUGAAACAAGGCGCCACCUUUAUACCACCAGCAAAUGUCGAAUUGCCCGAUAUGGUGGAUUGGCGUGAGUUGGGCGCGGUCACUGCGGUCAAGAAGCAAGGCCGCUGCGGUUCCUGUUGGGCUUUUGCCACUACUGGCGCGCUGGAGGGUCAACACUUUCGCAAAACUUCGAAACUAGUAUCGCUCUCGGAGCAGAAUCUGUUGGACUGUACCAUCACAUAUGGAAAUAAGGGCUGUAAUGGUGGCAAUAAAGAGCGCAGUUUUCUCUAUAUACGCGACAAUGGUGGCAUUAACGCCGCCACUGUGUAUCCUUACCACGCUCAAUUGGACGCGGAGUGUUUGUUCGACGCGUCUGCGAUUGCGGCAAAGAGCAAAGGUUUUGUCAAAAUUACACCCGACGAUGAAGAUGCUCUAAAGGCUGCUGUGGCCACAGUGGGACCAAUUGCUGUUAAAAUCAAUGCGAAAUGCUUUCGCAAACAAUUCUAUAGACAAGGCGUAUUCAACGACGAGCUUUGUGAGGAGCGUAAACCAAAUCAUGCUAUGCUAUUGGUAGGCUAUGGUCGAGAUAAUACUACGAAUACGGACUAUUGGAUAUUGAAGAACUCGUGGGGCGUCAGUUGGGGCAUGGAUGGCUAUAUAAAUGUGCCACGACAUGUCAACUUUGGCGGUAUUGCAAUGCGUCCCAGUUAUCCGUUGGUUUGAAUUAUAAUAUACUGAUAUUUGUAUGACCUGAAAUUUUGUGAAACUAAAUAAAUAAUUUUAAAUAA
This is a messenger RNA of Bactrocera dorsalis (oriental fruit fly), 1409 nucleotides long. Its product is annotated as procathepsin L. The coding region runs from base 325 to 1344 and encodes 339 amino acids. Gene Ontology annotation, cellular component: lysosome. The record is from RefSeq and is a predicted model, not a curated record. The transcript is spliced from 4 exons. Gene Ontology annotation, molecular function: cysteine-type endopeptidase activity. Gene Ontology annotation, biological process: immune response. Lineage: Eukaryota; Metazoa; Arthropoda; Insecta; Diptera; Tephritidae.